CAAACACAUCAUCAUGGAACAACGUUGGGCUGACAAAGUUGCUUUGAUUACUGGAGCCAACUGUAGCAGUGGCAAAUGCCUAGCAGAAUGUCUGGUUGGCAAAGGAAUGAAAGUUAUUGGCAUUGCCUCACAAGUUGACAAAGUAAAGGCACUUGCUGAGGAACUAAAGUCGAAGCCUGGAAAACUGUUUCCUCUACAGUGUGACCUUUCCAAUCAGAAUGACAUCCUGCGUGUUUUGGAAUGGGUUGAAAAGAAUUUAGGAGCCAUAGACAUCCUCAUCAAUAACGCUGCUAAUAACAUAGAUAUCUCACUACAGUCUGGUGAAAUGGAAGACUGGAAGAAAAUGUUUGAUGUAAACUUCCUUGGAUUGACUUGGAUGACCAAGGAAGCUCUGAAGUUAAUGAAGAAGAAAGGAAUUGACAAUGGUAUUAUUGUAAACAUUAAUGAUGCUUCUUGGUUGAAAGCACCAAUUAAUUGUGAUCGUCCAAUAUCCCCAGCUUACAUAGCCAGCAAAUUUGCUUUGAAUUUCUUGACAGAAAGCCUUAGAUCUGAAUUAGCACAACUUGAAUCUAACAUCAAAGUCAUUUCAAUUUGUCCUGGUUUGGUGGAGAGUGAGAUGACUGCUCAAUGGUUAAAGGAAAAUCCUCGUAUGGCUUUAAAACCCAAAGAUGUGUCUGAUUGUGUUCUCUUUGCGUUACAAUCUCCUGACUCAGUACUCAUCAAAGAAAUAGUUGUCUCACCAAUCCGUGAAGCGAUGUAAAAGAAAGAUAUCAUAUCGAUUAUUUUACUAACUGUUUAAUGUAAAACGUGAUAAUUAACACUUGUAAAUAUAACAAAUAAAAAUUUUUGCAAUAUAUACAUACAUACAAAUCAGUCUUUCUUCAUAAAGUUUAAUAUUGCUUCAUAAGAUAUUUGUAUUGAUCAAAGGCUGUUACAAACAACUCAGAAUCAAGAAGAAAAAUAAUUUAUUCAUUGAUCGUGUAACAAAGAUAUGAUAAGAUAUAUGAUAAGAAAGAAAAUAAAAUUACUAUAUUUAUGAAAUAAUAAAAUUAAAUAUAUUAGAUAUAUAUAUCUAAUAUAUGUAGAAUAUUUGUAACAAAUAUUAAUUGCAAUAAUAUUAGAUACAACCGAUCUUACAAAACGAUUACUUCAUAAAUCCAAGCAGCGGAACUCUGCCCUCCUAUUGAUCCUUGAUGGAUCAUCUGAACAAAACUGACAAUAGAUUAAUAAUAUCACAUUUUCUUCUUUUUCGUAUUACUUACCUAAAUUUCUUUGUUAUUAUAGACAUUGGGAAACAUUUCUUCACACUUUGUUAGUACCAAUCGAUUUUUAUUAUACGUAACAAAUAUUUAAAUAAAAUAUUCUUUUUUAACAUAAAAAAAAAGUAUACUUAGACCAUUCUUAUUAGAAAAUAUAUUUUUUGCUUUUAUUAAACUUGUAAUAUCAUGUUUUUAAUAUCAUGUAUUUCAUUUGAACUUUAGAAGAAAAUAAUUCGCGAAAGAGGGUGAAUCCAUACUCACGUAUAUUUCCCUCUUGCUUCCUUGUACAAAUACAUGAAAAGAAAUGUAAGAUCGAUCAAUAUUAGUUGUGUACUAAAUUAUAAAAAUAUAUUACUUUUUUAACAAUAAACAUUAGUUGAGGAAAGGAAUUCAGGAUAUAUCCAGAAACACUAUCAGCAAUAAAACAAUCAAACAUCUUUUAUUCCUGCUUCCUGAAACAGACAUUGACGAUCAGGAGUUUUAUAAAAUUCCUCUUAUCGUCGUGAAGUAACAAACGUAAAUGCGAAAGUCUCUAAUUGAACAGGGUGACUGGGUAACUGGGUAACUAUUAAGGAAUAGUUAAUACUACUAUCAGGAAACGGACAUUCACUCUUGUCAAUAAUUUUGUGAGAGAAACUUCUGUUUUCAGGAUUGAAAAAUAUCUGUGUCUAUAUACGUAUAUAGGUGUGUAAGCUGAACAUAAGGAUGGUGAUGAAUGAUUAAUGUAACCACACUAAAACAGAUCUUUCAAACAGACGAAAUAUUAUAUCUGUUACACACAUUUUAAGUUAGUCUCUCAAAAAGGUGGAUCUCUCUAAUAUCAUUUUUCUGAUUCUUUGACAGGGCAUUUUUGGUAUCGUUUAGAAGAAUUGCAUGCAGAACAAAUGUAUAUAUAUCGAAGGAACGUCAGAGAUAUUAAACUUGAACAAAUACCUUACAGCGAGUGUGUGCGAAUCAUCCGUUUUCGAUCAUCCGUGUGUUAUCCGAAAAAUGAGAUAUCCGACUAUUUUUAUUUAUUAUUUAUAUAUACUUUUUUUUUUAAUUCCUGUAUUGAUCCCGACAAGUGCAAGUCCAAAUCCCGUAUCUGACCUAGGCGAUUAUAAUCCAUGAAACCUAUUUGACGUAUAAACGAGCACAGCCACAAGUUUUGCUUUCUUUUUUUUUAUAUAAUUUAU
This is a messenger RNA of Bombus huntii, 2434 nucleotides long. RefSeq names its product dehydrogenase/reductase SDR family member 11-like. The record is from RefSeq and is a predicted model, not a curated record. NCBI's taxonomy places the organism in Eukaryota, Metazoa, Arthropoda, Insecta, Hymenoptera, Apidae. The transcript has 4 exons. Bases 14 to 760 code for a protein of 248 amino acids.